GAUUUGAAUGAAUUCACAAAAAGUAUAGUUGAAGCAAAGUCUAAGCCUAUCAAUUUCUCUGAUGAUAUAGCUCAAAGACUCAUCCCUUUUUUCCUCAACUCCAUCAACAAAAAUGGUAAAAGUUCUUUUGUGUGGCUAGGCCCAUAUCCAACAGUGUUGAUCACAGAUCCUGAACAUGUAAAAGAGAUUUUCACAAAGAAUUAUGUGUAUGUAAAGCAGCGUCAUGCCAAUCCAAUGAACAAGUUAUUGGCUGAUGGUCUAUCAACCAUUGAUGGAGACAAAUGGGCCAAACACAAGAAAAAUCAUCAAUCCUGUGUUCCACGUUGAGAAGUUAAAGCAUAUGCUGCCAGCAUUUUAUGUGAGUUGUAGUGAAAUGCUACGCAAAUGGGAAGAAAUUGUUCCAAAGGGAACAUCAUUAGAACUCGAUGUAUGGCCAGACCUUCAAAUAAUGGCUAGUGAAGUCAUAUCUCGUACAGCAUUUGGGAGUAGCUAUGAAGAAGGAAGAACAGUAUUUGAACUUCAGAAAGAACAAGCUGAGUAUGUAAUCGAAAAAGGACGAUCAAUUUAUAUACCAGGAUCAAGGUUCUUGCCUACUAAAAGGAACAAAAGAAUGCUGGAAAUCGAAAAGCAAGUCCAAACAACGAUUAGGCAUAUCAUCGACAAAAGAUUGAGGGCAAUGGAAGCAGGGGAGACAAGUAAAGAUGACUUAUUAGGCAUAUUACUUGAAUCCAAUAUGAAAUAAA
Molecule: messenger RNA, 743 nt
Organism: Solanum stenotomum
Lineage: Eukaryota; Viridiplantae; Streptophyta; Magnoliopsida; Solanales; Solanaceae
Product: cytochrome P450 CYP72A219-like
Exons: 4
Coding region: 254-742 (162 amino acids)
Molecular function (GO): monooxygenase activity; oxidoreductase activity, acting on paired donors, with incorporation or reduction of molecular oxygen; heme binding
Source: RefSeq, a predicted model, not a curated record